Molecule: messenger RNA, 2434 nt
Organism: Megalops cyprinoides (Indo-Pacific tarpon)
Lineage: Eukaryota; Metazoa; Chordata; Actinopteri; Elopiformes; Megalopidae
Exons: 3
Coding region: 200-2350 (716 amino acids)
Source: RefSeq, a predicted model, not a curated record
GGUCGUGUGCCUAGACUCUUUAUUGUGUUGGAAAAUAUAUAUAUGACGGUGGGGGUACAGCAGGGAUUUCUGGCGAUCGUGCUUUAUUUCAGUGAAAUAAGUGGAAGGAAAGCGAGGAAAAUAAAUGUCUCACGACGUACCGCACCUCGAGUGAGGGCACAUAUAAGGCUUUGUUGGUGUAAAGAGGAGCGAGCCUGUCAUGGAGGACUGCUUGCACACUUCGUCUGAGAACCUGUCUAAGCUGGUGAGCUGGGCCCACAGCCACGGGACCAUCUGCACACUCAUUCCCAACCUCAAGCACUUGCUCACCGAGGGCGCCCACGGCAACCUCACCGCCAUGUGGGGCUGCAGCGCUGGCCACGCCUACCACUGGCCCCUGACCGCCACCUGCAGGACGGGGCCCAAGGAACGCGUGUGCUACCAGGACAGCCGGAGCAUCACCUCCGACAGCCUCAGCCUCCAGGGGGGCUCAGGGAUACAGCCCAGUCCCGGGGACAGGUUCCUGAGCAGAGCAUCGAAGGGGAAGGGGGACUGUGGUCAGACGCGGGACUCCUGCGACUUCUCGAACUGCAGCGAGCCCUCGGAGGUGGACGACAACACGGAGGAUUACAACAGCACCUUGUUUGACAUUGUGUGCGAGUCUUCCGCUACAGACGAAGAUGGCGAUUACGAGCCCCAGCCGCACCAUAUGUCGCGUUCCACUCUCAGGAAGAGAGGGAACCCCGGGCUGGUUUCUGGACAGCCCGAUGCAACGGUGAAGAAAAUAAAGCAGGAGGUGCCUGAGGACUACUACAUUGUGGCCAACACUCAACUGACUGGAGGCAUUGAUAGUGCCCCGGUGUCCCAGUCGCCCAAACAGACCUCUCAGGCCCACCCGCCUCCCCGCUCCUCCCUGCCUCACACACUGCCCCACAAGCCUUCCUCUGCAGAUAUGGACCCUGUGGCCAUGUCCGCCUCACCCUCUGGUAACCCUUCAAUGGUCAAACCUCCCCGUGCCCCUGCUCCCGGUGGUCAAGGCAGGCUACAGAUGACUACCCCAUCCCCUAGGCAGCCAGAUGCCCUUCAGAGACCUCCACCCAGUCAUUCCUGCGGACCCAAUCAGAACAUGAAUGCCUCCUUGAUGGGCCUACAGCUUCCUGGCCACAGCGACCUGUUGGAGGGUCUCCCAAAUGAAGAGCUGGUGAAGUCCUCCAGUGGUACGUCUGUGCCGUUUGGGGAUACGGUCUCCUCCCCUGCCUGUGUCAACCCGGAGCUGGAGAUUGUCUCAGCACAGGCUAUCAGCACAGAGCCCAAAGCAGAAGCCGCAGAAAUGGAAGAGAGGCAAGCCGAGGCCAACCGCGAGCAGAACGAGAAGACCAUCCGCAGCACCCAGACGGCCCUCCGCAACUUCCGCGACUUCCUCAUCUCCAAGUACCCCUCGGAGACCCGGGAGAUCUACUGCAUCCCCUGCGGCGAGCUGGAUGCCUACCUCGCCUCCUUCUUCGUGGAUGCCCGGCAGAAGGACGGCUCCGAGUACGAGCCCAACAGCCUGGCCAACUACCAGUGCGGGCUGGAGCGAUACCUGAAGGAGCACCGCUACAGCUACAGCAUCACCCGGGACAAGGAGUUCCGGCGCUCCCAGGAGGCCCUCAAGCAGAAGCAGCUGGAGCUCAGGUUUAAGGGCAAGGGCAACAAGCCCCAUAAGUCGAUGAAGCUGACGUUUGCUGAUGAGUUGAUCUUGAGGAAGAGGGGCCUGCUCAGCCGCUUCAACCCUGAGGGGCUCCUCAAUCUGGUGUGGCUCAACAACACCAAGGCCUUCGGACACUGCACGGGCUUCCACGGCUCCACCCUCAAGUGGGGAGACGUCCGUCUGCUCUCCACGGAGACAGGACUGGAGUGCCUGGAGUGGAGCUACCAGGAGUACACCGAUGGCAACACCAAGACCAAGCGCCCCGGGACCGAGUGCCGCAUCUACGCCACUCCCCACGCCCCCCAGACCUGCCCCGUGCAGGACUACAAAGAGUAUGCCCAGCGGAGACCCCAGGCGAUGCUCUACGAAGACGCCCCUUUCUACCUGUCCAUCAAGCCCGUCGUUAAUCUGGCCGCCCUGCACUGGUACAACUGUCAGGCCCUGGGGAAGAACAAGCUGGCCAAAAUGGUGAAGACCAUGUGCGAGAAGGGCAACAUCCCGGGCAGGAAGACCAACUUCAGCGUCUAUCAGAGCUGCAGCACCCUGUCCGAGGCCCAGAGCAACCAGCUGGUGCUGAUCUGCAACAACCUUAGCCAGCAGGCCUCACAGUCCAUGAAUUCCCACUCAGGAGGUACCAAUUUCGUCAUUGCUGGGUCCUUUGACUCCUCUGACAACAUGUGAGUCCAGCCGCUGUUGUGGCACGAAGGUAAAGAUCCUGCCCCAGCCAGGAAAGAGAUGUGGUUUCAGGAGUACACACUCUACCCU